Molecule: messenger RNA, 3032 nt
Organism: Vicugna pacos (alpaca)
Lineage: Eukaryota; Metazoa; Chordata; Mammalia; Artiodactyla; Camelidae
Gene: SLC16A11
Product: solute carrier family 16 member 11
Biological process (GO): transmembrane transport; monocarboxylic acid transport
Molecular function (GO): monocarboxylic acid transmembrane transporter activity
Source: RefSeq, a predicted model, not a curated record
CAGGUGAGAGGCUAAUGGCUGGUGAAAGGGUGAAGGAGAGAGUGGAGGGACAGGAGACGGAAAAACAGUCUAAGUCCACCUUUGAUUGUGAAGGGUCUUAUACCCAAAGUAGAGAAAUUUGAUUUUGUUUUCCUCCUGUGGGCAGUGAAGAGCCUUUGAAGAUCAGGCUGUGUUGUUAGGUUUACAGUUUCACUACUUAAGAAGCUGUUUUUCUUGGUUUUUUUUUUUUUUUUUGGCAGAAACAUCUCAACAAUUAGGAAACACUGCCACCAUGUGGCUAUUGGGUGACACAUACUCCAAGCUGUAAACUGCCAAAUUUUCUGUGAUACUGUUUAAUAAUUAAACCAAAGAACACAUCCUUUGAUUCAAAUAGCUGAAGUAGAUCAAUGAUAACCUUACCCCUUAUGUGAAAAGGAUACUUUUCACAAGGUUUUUCGAGAAAUCAAUACCUGAUAAACAACAAGGAAGUACUGUAUAGCCCAGGGAACUGUACUCAAUUUCUUGUAAUCAGAUGUAAUGGAAAAGAAUCUGGGGAAAAAAAUACACAACACACACACACACACACACACACACACACACACACACACACACACACACACACGAAAGAAAUUAUUACCUGGGUUCAUCUCAGAUUUCUUAACUUUUCUUUUAAAAUCCUAAUCUAAAUCUUCAGCGAUUCUGAUCAAGGAUCCUUCCUAUUCCCAGUAACCCCUAUCUCGGGAUCAUAAACUCUUUGGCCCUGCAGAGGCUCUACCAUUUCCAGGCCAGUUUGGCAUCAAGCUGUCUCCAGGCCAUUUCCCUCCGUGGCGGUAGCUUCUAUUUCUGUCUGAGGUCUGUUCUCCUUGUGUGGCUCCGCAGUUGCUCAGACCCAAAUUGAUAUAUUUCCACCAUCUUUAAAACAAAAAAUUUUUUUUAAGCUGGGUGAUUUGGGGCAAGUCACCUGACCUACCUAAGCUUCAGUUACUUCGUCUUCACAGGGUGACUGCGAAGAUGAAAGAUGACACGUGGGCAUGUCCCUGGCACAUCACAAGGAAGCCCUUGAGGGCAUAUUAUUGUUGAGCACGCAACAUGCGCUCAGUUGAGUUCUGUGAUUUGACAUCCGAGGUUUACCUGAUUCUCCACGAACGUUCCCUGAGAGCGAAACUACUCAUUCUCUCUGGCUCUGGGGGAUCACCCCUAUUUUCGUGCGUUGCUUGCCGGCUGCGGGCUGGCCGGAGAUCGCCAUCCACGCGUCUCCCGGGUGCGCAGCGGGCGGCAGGUGCGUGGGCGGGGACGGGGCGGCGCGGGGCGGGGCGGCGUUCACUCCUCGCCCCUCCCUUCCCAGGGGCUGGGGGUGGGGGGGUGUCUGUGGAUAAUUCAAUCCUCGUGGGACUCGGCGUCUGACCUCACCGGCGGCUCGGCGGAUUGGCUGCCUGUCUCAGCUUGCCCCCACCCUCCGUACCCCCCGCGUCCCAGGUGGCUCAGGCCUCCUGUGGCGAUCUGUUUAUUGUGAGAGCACGUCCAAGUUGGGCUCCAUCACUGCAUUUGCUCCCCUCUGGGGCCCCCUCCCGCCGGGGAAGCGGGGAGAAAACCCAGCCAAGCUGUUCCUCGCCCUUCCCCUCCCCGCACCACCCGGAGAGGUCGGGAGGCGAUGACCCCCAAGCCAGCCGGACCCCCGGACGGGGGCUGGGGCUGGGUGGUGGCGGCUUCAACCUUCGCGGUGAAUGGGCUCUCCUACGGGGUGUUACGCUCCCUGGGCCUGGCCCUCCCUGACCUCGAGGAGCAUUUUGACCGAAGCGCUCAGGACACUGCGUGGGUCAGCGCCCUGGCCCUGGUCGUGCAGCAGGCAGCCAGCCCAGUGGGCAGCGCCCUGAGCACCCGUUGGGGGGCGCGCCCCGUGGUGAUGGUUGGGGGCGUCCUCACCUCGCUCGGCCUCGUCUUCUCGGCUUUCGCCCACAGUCUGCUGCACCUCUACCUUGGCCUGGGCGUCCUGGCUGGCUUCGGCUGGGCCCUGGUGUUCGCCCCUGCUCUCGGGACCGUCUCCCGUUACUUCUCCCGCCGUCGAGUCUUAGCCGUGGGGCUGGCACUCACGGGCAAUGGGAUCUCCUCGCUGCUCCUGGCGCCCGCCUUGCAGUUUCUCCUUGAUAAUUUCGGCUGGCGGGGCGCCCUGCUCCUCCUUGGUGCCAUUACCCUCCACCUCACCCCCUGUGGCGCCCUGCUGCGACCCCUGGCGCUCCCUGGCGACCCCUCGGCCCCACCCCGAGGCCCUCUAGCUGCCCUCGGCCUAGGUCUCUUCACACGUCGGGCCUUCUUGGUUUUGGCUCUAGGCACGGCCGUGGUGGGGGCGGGGUACUUCGUCCCCUACGUGCACUUGGCCCCUCAUGCUUUAGAUCGGGGCCUGGGGGGCUACGGGGCGGCGCUGGUGGUGGCGGUGGCAGCGGUGGGGGAUGCAGGAGCCCGGCUUCUCUGCGGGUGGCUGUCGGACCAGGGUUGGGUGCCCCUCCCGCGGCUGCUCGUGAUGUUCGGGGCAUUGACAGGGCUGGGGCUGCUGGCGGUGGGUCUGGUACCCGCGGUGGGGAGCGAGGGGAGCUGGGGGGGCCCCCUACUGGCCGCCGCUGGGGCCUACGGGCUGAGCGCCGGAAGUUACGCCGUGCUGAUUUUCGGUGUGCUCCCGGGGCUGGUGGGCAUUGGAGGUGUUGUACAGGCCACCGGCCUGGUGCCUAUGCUGAUGAGCAUCGGGGGGCUUCUGGGCCCGCCCCUGUCAGGCUUCCUAAGGGACGAGACAGGAGACUUCACCGCCUCCUUCCUUGUGUGCGGCUCUUUCAUCCUCUCUGGCAGCUUCAUCUACAUGGGGCUGCCCAGGGCGCUGCCUUCCUGCCGUCCAGCCGCCCAUCAAGCCACCCCUCCCCCUGAGAGGGGGGAGCUGCUCUUCGUUCCUCAGGCUGCGCUGCUCUCCCCAGGAGGCCCUCACUCCACUCUGGACACCCCUUGUUGACCAUUUUCUUGUUUAACUCCCUCCUCCAAUAAAGGAUUUCUAUUUGCUUUUUCUGCAA